UCGUUUGUCGUUUGUCGAUUGUCGUGCAUAUUUGCUGUAUUUGCAGUUUGCUGCUAUUGUUAAAUUGUGUGGAUUUUUUUAAUAAAUUAAGUCUCUUUUGCAAAUAUAAAAAAGAAAGGAAACAUUCAGAAGAAUUAGAAAUGCCGCCAAAAAAGAAUAAACAAACCCCUAAAAAUGCAUUCUAUUACUUCAUGCUCCAUUUUAAAGAAACCCAUGGUAAUAAAUUCAGCAGCAUGAAAGAUGUAGCUGAUGCCGCAGGUCCCCGUUGGGCUGGAAUGAGCAAGGAUCAAAGAAAACCUUUUGAAAACCGAGCCUUAAUGGAAAAAAACCAAAUGAGAGCAGUUAAACUUACUUCAGAUGGGUUUGAUGUCGAGGAGUUAGAAAGACAAGAACGUGAAGAACAAUGUAGAAUUCAAGAAAUGAAGGAUGAUAUUAAUUGCAAUUUAAGGUUAUGUAGUGAGGCUGGUAGUAUACAAGACGAAAUGUUCUUCAUAAUACAUGUAAACAUUUUUUGCUAUUGUACAGCUGAAAAUCGGUAUUAUCCAGCUGAAAUUGCAGUCGCUUGUUUCAGUCUAGAAGAUGGGGUACUUCAACAGAAUAUUUUUAACCGAAUUAUUAAGCCUGGACCUCUUCCUUUGGGUUAUGCCAGCGAAGCUAAGCUUAUUUCAGAAGAAACUCACCAGUUACCACCUCCUUUAGCAGGCGAAGACGAAUCUAAUCUUGCUGAAGUUUAUUCCGAUUUGAAAUAUUUCUUAUCCACAAAAUUAUCUGGUUCUAAAAGGUUUCCACCUCUGUACACUGAUGAAAAAAUGUUAAAAAUGGUUCAACACAUCUUGGAUACUUGGUGUUACGAUUUUGGAGAAUCUGCACCGUUAUUUAAAGUUUAUAACCUCCAAUAUAUGUUUAAAGAUUUAAAAAAUAUUGUAGCUAAUGCUAAUGUUUGGCCAACUGAUACUCCUGCUAAAAGGGAGAUCGAGAAGGAUGCCUAUGCUUAUACUAAUGGGAUCUGCUGUGAGUUCCAUGAUCUUAGUGAUGUUGUCGUUUAUUGUAGUCGUUCUAUAGUAGUAAGAUAUGCUUAUACUAUUUGUGAUAACUGUUGUCAAGAUUUGGGAAUAAUUUUAGUACCUGGUACACACAUUCCCGAUACUUCAAUGACUCCAUUCAAGGGUUCCAGAUCUUCAAGUAGAGCCAGUUCAAUUUCCGAAUAUUCCAGAUCAUCAUCCAACUUGAGACCAACAAUUCGUGAUAGUGAUUCAGACACAGUUAUAUCAUUUUCUAGUAAAUCAGAAUGGGACAAUCAAUCACAAAUGUCAGAAUCGUCAAAUUACAGCCUGGAUAGUGAUGGUUUUCCUGGUUUAGGUUUUAAAAAGAAGUCGGCUUCUACGAAUUCUCAGCCUCACUUUUCUUCUAAUUUUUCGCAAUUAAGUCAGUCUUCUUCGAGAAGUUAUGCAGGUGCCAUGGGAACGGCAGGGCUCAGUCGAAGGACUGCCGAAGCUCCAUCUUCAAUUUGUAAGGAUUUUGAUGCUUUGAGUGUGCAAGAAUCUGAUAAUGGGUUCGUGCCAAGUCAACGGUUUGAAAACGAUUUGAAUAAUUUUCCAGCUCUAGGAAAAGGGAGAGGCAGGAGAUUGAAUUAGUUUUAUACUUGUUCAAUCAAUCUACCCAUUUUUGCAACUUAUUGACUUAUAGACUAACAACUGGUUGCAAAAACGUUCUUUAAAAUUUACAAUCCUGAUAAACUUUGACAAAUGUUUAGACUAUGAGUAAUUUGAAGUUUAUUACAUUCAGACAUCACAUUCUCAAGCUCAACUGUUCUAUAGUAAUUUUUAUGUUUAAUAAGUUUUCACAACAAGACUAAUUGACUAGUGUCAUACCCCUCGAUAAAUUUUAAUGGACAUUCUUGGAACCGGCUGUAAGAGCCGGCGAUGGCCAGACAUACGUUACAGUAUCAAGCUUAAAAUUUUUCAUGUGUGUGUGUACACUGUAGUAAGUAAAAACCGAUGGGUAAACCACUAAAGUCAAAACGUAUUCGUAUUUCGAAAAUCACAAUAUAUCCCCCUCACUUGUUAAAGAGAUGGCACUAAGUUUGCAGCGCGGUAAAUUCAAAUAUAAUUUUAAGGCAAAAUUUAAAUUUGGAAGGUUACAACUUUUCUAAUAUAAAACUUAUUUUCAUGUUUAUAUUUAUUUAAGCGUUUGAAUAAUAGAUAUAAUAAUCCAAAAAUUGUAUUUUGGAACACCUUGUUCUUUGCCAUCAUUAAACAUCAUAAACUAUAUACAAAUAUCCUUAUAUCCAAUAGAAUGAAAAUACAUAAUAUUUAUCGGGUCUUUCUUCAUCUAAAUGUCCUACUGCACGCUGUGGGACAUAUAUACCGAUGUUAUGACCGGUAUUUUUAUUGCUGAAUUUCGUUUGUGGUUUUUGUGUUUUGCUCAAUGUCGUUUUAACAUUUUUUUGGCUCUUGAUAUUAAAGCGACGACUCCUUUGAGUAGUUCUGGCAUUUUAAAAGUGAUCGUGUUGGUGUUCACUACCUGCGUGGUGUAGCUUAACUAAAAAUUGUUAAGCGUGUUAUCCACACUUUCUUAGGUAUCGUUCGGCUUAGCACCUGAUUGUCUACCGCGCCGCUGAUUUCAGUUUCAGUCCCUUUUGUUUCUGGCUUCCUAGAGGUAGGGUUAUUGUCCAUGUCAGCUUCUUCAUUAUAGUCUGACUCCAUAUUUACAUCUUUUUCCCACUCAGCGAAUUCAUCUGCUCGGUCGUCCUCUUUUAUUGAUUUACAAUUUUCAGUUGUUGUUUCAGUGGAAAUAUUCUCGCGGAAUGGCGGGAAUUUUGAAAUAUAUUCAUUCGGCAAUAAAAAUUGAAAAGUAUAUUGCAUGUUCCAUUAAACGAGCUGUAAAUC
Molecule: messenger RNA, 2888 nt
Organism: Psylliodes chrysocephalus
Lineage: Eukaryota; Metazoa; Arthropoda; Insecta; Coleoptera; Chrysomelidae
Source: the annotation of a GenBank genome assembly